UCCCAGGCGAAGGGGCGGGGAAUGGAGCAUCGUGAGCUGCUACUUCCUGGGAGCCCGGGUCCUUAAGGGGGAAGAUCUCUAAGGAAAAGCUCUAAGAUGCUGGCGUUGGGGACCUGGUGGACCUGGGAGUGAGACCCUGGAGAUUUAGAAUCCUGGAAUGGGAAUUCCCACUGUUGGACUGUUUUUACGGCAUCUCUCAGAAGCCUAGAAGCCUAGGGCAGAAUGUGACACAGCACCCCACUUGUGGAACAUCAGGGCCUUCCUACACUCCUUCUCUCUGACCCCUACCCUGUCCUUCUCUCAGCGUUGUCCUGGAUACUUACCCACAUUGUUCUUAUGUCCUCUCCCUCUUUUACGGGUGGCUUGGCAGGGAUCUGGUGGCAAUGAGAAGUAUUUCUUUGGAAAUGAAAAUGUGAGUAGAGCUUGAUUGACUGACCAUCACAUCUCAGUCAACCUUCUAGCUAAGAGAGAGCAGAGAAAGAAAGGAGGGCGAGAUAGGCAGAGGAACAGAAUAAAGAGAAUAGUGGGGGUCACUUUGCACUGGCAAGACAUCUCCCUCUACUACUGUUGACCGUGCAGACUUCCUCAUGCAAACUUCCCACCACGUGACAGUCCCUUCAUCCCCAGGUGUGCAUGAUCUUCAAUGCUGGAGAGCUAACCCCGGUGGAAUAUGGGCGUCAUGAUACCUUGGGUUCUGUGCGUACUGAAUUCAUGAACCCCCACCUCAUCAGGUAACCCCACAAGUGUCCGUAUUAAUGAGCGGCGUCAACGAGGGAUGGAAGACAAUAAGAAAUUGGCUUAUCUUGUCGAUGUUAAGACUAUUGCUAUCGGCUCUACGUGACAGUGGAAGAGCCUGAUCUUGCCAUCACCAUGUUCAAAAAGCACAAGCUGGAUGAUGAUAUGAUCCGCCUGGUAGGGAAGCACCACCCAGAUCUCCUCAGUGACACACACCUACGCCUGGGCAAGGAGCUGGAGGCUGAAGGCCGACUGCAGGAGGCCGAGUAUCACUACCUCGAGGCUCAGGAGUGGAAGGCAACAGUGAACAUGGACCAGUCCAAUGGGCUUUUGGAGGAGGCCUACCGGGUGGCCAAGGCUCACAGAGGAGCUGAUGCCCACAAGCACGUGGCCUAUCUGUGGGCAAAGAGCCUGGGAGGAGCAUCCUCAGUGAGACUGCUCACUAAGCUCGGACUCCUGGCAGCUGCCGUGGACCAUGCCACCGACAACUGCUCAUUUGAAUUUGCUUUUGAACUCUCCCGGCUGGCCCUCAAGCACAAAACCCCUGAGAUGCAUCUCCGACAUGCUCUGUACCUGGAGGAUGAGGGUAAAUUUGAAGAGGCCGAAGCUGAAUUCAUCAGGGCUGGUACGCCCAAGGAAGCAACCCUCAUGGGCAUGGAGGGGUUCGUGGACCAAGCUCGCCAGUGGGAGCAGGCUGGAGACUAUAGCCCUGCUGUCGACUGCUACCUGAAGGUGCGGGGCUCAGGCAGCAGCAGCCUGGAGGAAAAGUGCUGGAUGAAGGUGAGGCGGGCUCCACCCUUCCUGGCCGCCCACUUCCCGGACCGCCCUCACAGCCAGCAUUCCUCCUCAGACAUUGCUUUUUCCUCCUGGGCCUCUCAUUUUCGCUCAGGCGGCAGGUACCUGCUGAGUGCUUGCUAGAUGCUAGAGCCAGAACUAGGAAAACUAUAAAAGGGGAUCUGAGGCAGAACGCCUAACAGACUGAAAUUGGGGGAAGUUGGACACCACUGUGGCUCAGCUGAUUGAGUACCUCGGUGAAGAUAAAGGAUGUGAUUUGAAGUGGAGUUCAGAGGCCGGUGAGGUCUCGACUGAGAGGGAGGGAGGCUCUGUGAGGGAGGGGGCAGACCUGGGACCAGAGCUGGAAGGGCAAAUCCAGAGGCCGGAGCUGGGGCCAGAAGGAAGCCAGGAAGAAAGUAGAGUCUCCUCCUCUACAUAGAAGCUCCUAAAGAGAAGAAUCUAGCCGGUUAAGCCAAGUCAGUAGGUUUCAUCAAUUCCUAAACAUAUAUAUAAUCACAUUUUAUUAUCUUAGAAAUUGGGUUGCAUAUCAAGUUUUAUAUAUUUUUUUAAAAUUUCAUUUAUUUAUUUGACACAGAGAGAGAGAUCACAAGUAGGCAGAGAGGCAGGCAGAGAGACAGGGGGAAGCAGGCUCCCUGCUGAGCAGAGAGCCUGAUGCAGGGCUCCAUCCCAGGACCCUGAGAUCAUGACCCAAGCUGAAGGCAGAGGGUUAACCCACUGAGCCAUUCAGGCGCCCCUGCAUGUGAAGUUUUAAAUGAUAUAUCUGGGGUACCUGGGUGACUUGGUGGGUAAAGCAUCUGACUCUUAUUAAUUUUCCGCUCAGCACAUGAUCUAGGAUUGUGAGAUCAAGUUCUGCAAUGGGCUCUGCACUGGGUGCGGAUCUGCCUUAGAUUCACUCUUCUUCUCCCUCUGCCACACCCCACUCGUGCUAUCUAAAACAAAGUAAAUGAUGCAUCUUUGAUUCAGAGAAAUAUGGUAUUAGGAGUUUGAGGUGGAUGUGGAGUCAGAGCUGCAGAUCCUAGGUCUCAAGGUCUGCAUCUGCCUGGCAGCUUCCUAGGGGGCUGAGGCUGGAGUGAGUCACGUGACACGACUCCCUCCUCUGAGACCCCGCCCCGGUAAGCUGUAGGUGGGGUUUAGAGCCCCAAACAUGGCUUCAGGGCCCCUUCCUCCCAUUCCAUCCCUUUGCGCGACACCCAAUAUCCCUUCAGCCUCCGUUCCCCCCUCCAGCAUGAAGAGUGGGCUGUCUAGGUGGAGAUCAAUUAUCGCCCCUUUAUUUACUUAGAGAAAUUACAGACCCAUUCCCACCUCCCUUCCCCCAGGUAGAGCGGCAUAGAGGCUCUGAUUGCUGAGGGUGCUGGUAUCAAAGGCAGUGGCCAAGCUGGAAAGAAGCCACAAAAGGGGCAGGUCGGUGAAGGCUUGAUCCAGUCAGUGAAUAAUGGGGACGAAUCUCUUCUCAUGUGUUAGCUUCAGGCCUCUAAACUUGGCCUGUUUUGGAGUAUUUUGUGUGUGGUCCCUAGGAGACGUGUUUGAGGAGCCCUUGCAAUCUUCAGACAGACCAUGUCUGAGCCUCUUCCUGGGGCAGCUGUGUUGGAGUCUCUCCUUAGCGGGACUGUGAUGGGUUCUCGCAGAGAGAUGCGUUUUCCCACACCAACUGUACUGGCCCCUUUCUAACUGGCUCUGCUCAGAAUGACUGUGUCUGUUCCUCUCAGAGGGACUGCGUCCAUUUCUUUCAGAGGGACUACAGUGAGUUCUCUCUGAGGAACUGCAACCAAUCCUCUCAGAGAGCCUUUGCUGUCUUCUCUCAAUAGGGCUGUGUCCUCUCACCUCCAAGACACGGAAAUGGGUUUUCCCACACGAGCUGUACUGGCCCCUUUCAAAUUGGUUCUGUUGGCUCUGCUGAGAAUGACUGUGUCUUUUCCUCUCAGAGGGACUGCGUCCAUUUUUUUCAGAGGGACUACAGUGAGUUCUCUCUGAGGAAUUGCGACCACUCCUCUCAGAGGACCUGUGCUGUCUUCCCUCAGUAGGGCUGUGUCCUCUCACCUCCAAUACACAGAGAGGGGUUUUCCCACACCAACUGUACUGGCCCCUUUCAACAUGGUUCUCUUGGCUCUUCUCAGAAUGACUGUGUCUGUUCCUCUCAGAGGGACUGUGUCCAUGUCUUUCAGAGGGACUACAGUGAGUUCUAUCUGAGGAACUGUGACCACUCCUCUCAGAGGGCCUGUGCUGUCUUCUCUCAGAAGGGCUGUAUCCUCUCACCUCUAAGGGACUGUGAUGUGUUUUCUGAAAGAGACUGCGACAUCUCCUCUCACAAGGACUGCGACAUCUCCUCUCACAGGGACUCUGAUGGCUUCUUUCAGAGGAACUGUGAUGUCUCCUCCGAGGAUGACUUCGAUGGCGCCUCUCAGAGGGACUGCGAUGGCUCUUUUCCGAGGAAUUAUAUGGGGUUCUCUCCCUUAUGAUGCUAUGGUGGUUUUGCUUCGUGGGUGUGAGUUUCUCUGUUAGGUGACUGUGUGAGGUUCUCUUAAGGGAACCGUGUAGAUUUCUCCCUCUGGCCUGAACUCUGGUUCCUAUUUUGGAGCUCUUGGACUCCUGGCUAGAGAUUUCACAUCUGGUAGAGCUUUUGUUACCUUUGCUGCUGUUGUCGUUUUGAACAAUGACCACAGCCUGUCCAACUGAAGUGGUUUUGAAAAUAGCACUUCUUUGGGAAACUAUGGGCUUGGGUUGUUGCGUAUGUCUAUGUUGGAAGGAGCUACCUCUUUUUGGUUGAUGAGCUGAUGUGAAUUGCUGUAUUUCUUCCCAUAACAUCUUCUCCUGCUUAGUGGUUAUGUCUGUUCGCUUUAGCUUACCAACUGACAUCCUAUCUCUUUUGAUAUCUCUUGAUGAGGAAUAAUCUCUGGCUUUUCGUUUUGGAUGGUGCUUUUUGCUUGAACACAAAUGGUCUGGCCUUGACGUGUCCUCAGGCUUCUGUCCAGCAAAAGCCAUAGUUCUGCAUGCUCUCUGGAAUGCUUGCUUUAGACCUUGAAAAAGCCGUUGAAUGAAUUUGGGUUUGGAGGAUUUCUUAGGUUGUCUUUUUGAAGAGGCAGUAGUUGUCUGAGAUGCUCCAUUCCUCUUCCUUCUUAACUGGUCUGGUAAAUCCCGAGAAGAACUCCGUAUUGUGGUUCUACCAUUUCUGCAGAACUUUGUGUUUUGUGUUCUGCCUCCCGUAGUGAUACUUUUCUUUGGGUAUUUUGAACUACGGGUCUUUUUGGUUCUCCUUUUAGCCCAUGUUUCAUCCUGAUCGGUUUCAGAGUCACUCUCUGGUAGAGAGUGAACUGGAGUAAACUCAUAGUGCCCUGGCCCUCCAAUUAUCGUCUUUCCUGCUAGGGCAGGGCUUCUAGACUGUCUUUGCCUGAUGUGGACUUGUACAGGAGCAGGAGACUGGGAAGAUACAGACCGGAAAUCCAUUGUAGAAGUAGGACUCUUGGAAGCUCGAGUAUAGGCUUUAGCUUUCCUUAGUGGUAGUGAUAUAGAACUCCUUGGUGUGAUGGAUCUGUCUCUUCUGUGGUACUUUGGGACUUGGGAUCUUUUCCUAGUUUGCAACCUAAAGCCAAAACUCACCUUAAUCUCUCCAUGGUUUUCGGGAGUACUUACAAGGUGGAGCUGUGGGUAGAUAAGAAGGUAAGACCCCAAAGUGCCCUGUAAUUGAUGACGGCAAUUAAGUCCUGCACAUAGGCCACACUGUAGGCAGAAAGGGUAUUUUAAAACCACACCUGAAGUUAGAGGUGGAGGUACAUUGGGGGGUAUCUGACUCCUUAACAGUUUUGCUGCUAUUUUUAGCCGCAGAUCUUGUAGCAACUGGAACUGUUCUGACAAGUCAGUCUUGGCCUGGGGAAGAUAACUUGGCUUGAGACAGUGUUGGGGCUCAAAAAUCCUUGUCUGUGAACUCUGUGAGGUCUUACUCUCUUCCAUUGGAACAGAAUCUUUCCUAGUAAAAAGUAUAUUGAAGGAAGACUCUAAAUUUACUGGGACAGGAGGCUGGCCCUCUGUACAUGAAACAGGCAUGUGCUGAAUGACUUCCUGGGAUAUAUCACUAAGCUUCGAACUUUUCUUUAUUUUCGCACUAGCCCCAGAGUGUUGCUGUAUUAUGGAGGACAUGGAGCUACGUGUCCACAUCCUUAAGGCUCUUCUUUGUUUGUGACCAUGAUAGGAAGUGUGUCUCUGAAUGUAGUUUUCGGGCACUGAAGUCUGAGAAAUACUACUUCGACUCUUCUCUAGUAGGCUCUUGGAAAGUUCCAUCAGUUCCGCAGGAACCCCAAAUAAAUUCUGAAUAGAUUGACAGAUAUCUGCAGUGGCUCUUUCCGGUAAAGAUGUUUGAGAACAAAGGUUCCUUUCCAUGGUGGUUCCCAAGACAUUCCCUAACACUAGCAUCUUGGAGAGGUAUUUUCUGGGUAAUCGCUGUCUCCAGGAGUGAUUCUCCCAGACAUUCUGUUGUCUGCUCAAGACAGACCCGUUCAGGCCUCUUUGAGUUCCUGAUCCUGACUGGAAGGUCCUAGAUGGUGAUCUCCAGCUUUGCAGUGGAUGUUGGGAUAGGCGCUGGAGUGAAUUCUCUAGCUUCUCCUCCUGCUUCUUAUCAGUCCUCUUAGAUACGACACCCACUCCUGGGAUCUCAAAAUGUGGCAUUUCUACAAUGUGACCUAUCUCAUCAGAGGGUUGAUUGUGAAGGGACAAGGGAAAGGUUGAAGUUCGUAUCAUAGUAGGGUCUAUAAAGAAUUCUUCAGACUGCAAAAUAUCUGUCCCAAAGUUAUUUAUAUCCAAGGCCCUUGACACUUCUGGCAUCUCCAGAUCACAAAGGCUUCCUAAUUCAGAUGCUUCGACAGAGCUUGAGAUGAGCGAGUUUGAAGAGUUCUGUAGAAAUCUAGAGAAAUAAUUCCCUAUUUGUAACUCCUCUCUUGACAUAAAAUCCUCAGAUUCCCUAUUCUGAUAUAUCUGUACUAGAUUCAAAUCCUCACAUUCCAUGAUUUGAGGAGGCCCUAUUUUUACCCCCAUUCCUUUCACAGCCUGAAGCCCUUGUUCAUGAGUGAACACUGUCGAUUCCUCCAAAGAAAAUGCUGGCUGUGAGAGUGAUUCUGACGAUUUCUCUUCGAUAUUUGGCCUCACAGUUAGUUCUACCAUUUCUUGAAGAUGUGGCCUUGGGAAGAAAUCCAAACAAUCCAUUACUUCCGUAGCUGAUCCUAAGGAGACUCCUAUUGGUUCUACAAUCUGAGGAAUUGGUGGUGGUGCUAAUUCCUCAGAUUUUACAAUUUGAAGUGGUGGCCGUGGGAUUAAAAGAGUCUUUACAAUUUGAAAGCCUGUCAACUUCAUUCUAUCCAAAAUCUGGUGUGUUGGCUCUGUGGUUAAUUCCUUUGAUUUUAUACUUUGCAACCAUAGCCCUGAGGUAAACUCAGAAGGUCUCACAUCUUGUACUUUUGGAGUCAGUUCAACAUAGUCUACCAUUUGAGAGGUUCCCCCGGGUGUUAAUGGUACAGACUUUACAGCAUGAAGUGGUGGCCCAGGAGACACUUUCACAUAUUCAACAACUUUUGGGGGGCUUCUUGAGGUUAUUCCUAUUGGUUGAGCAGCUUGAAGCUGUGUCUUUGUACAUCCUGUGACUUGAUGGAGCAGCUUUGGACUAAUCCUCAUAAGCUCUGUAAUUUGACCCUGUAGUCCUGGAGCUAUCUGUGAAUAUUUCAUACUUUGAUUCUGUGACUGUGUCAGCCCCAUUGGUCCAUCCCCUUGCUGCCGUGUGUCAGAUGUGAGCUCUACAGGUUUUGCAUGUCCAGUAGCUUGACGUGUCUGCCUUGGGGACAAAUCUAAAGAUUCCUCCCUUUGAAGCCACUGCUUAGAGGUUGAACCCACAGAUUCAGGAACUGGAUAUCUUAGCCUUGGUGUCAUCUCUGAAGAUUCUGGGACAUGAUGUAAUGACUCUGUAGUCAGUGCUUCUGAUCCUUCCCUUUGCAGUCUUUUCUCGGAGAUCGCCUCCGCAAAUUCUAGUGCUUGAGGAUAGGGCCGUGGAGCGCUCUCUGUAUAUCCAGUGGUUUUACUUAUUGGCUUUGGGGUCAUGCCAAGGAAUUCCUUCUCUGUUGGCCUUGCUUUGGGAGUCAACCCUAUAGUUUCUGUAGUGUGAUGCUUGGGCUCUAGUGUCAUCUCUUCAGAUCCUGUAACUUCCUGCACUGGCCUUGUAUAGGAUUCCCCCGAGUCCUUAACUUGAGGCCAUGACUGAGAGAGCAACUCGAGAGUUUCUGGGAUUUUCUUUAAGGUUAAUCCUAAGGUUUCAGAGCCUUGAUUCCUUAGCACAGGAGUCAGAUCAACAGAUUCUGGGGCUUGAAGAUCUAGCCUUAGAGGCACUCCUGAAGAUUCCGUGGUUUUACUUGUUGACUUUGGGGCCAACCCCACAGAUUUUUCUACAGUUUCAUUGCCUUGAUAGGCCAACCUUUCUGUGGUAUGAUAAAUUGGUACUGAAAUCACAUUUACAGAUUUGGAGACUUGAUGCUUUGGUGUUGGGAUCACCAAAUUCACAGAUUUAGGGACUUGAGGCUUUGGUGUUGGGAUCAUCUCUGCACCUUCUACAAAUUGAUGCCCCGGCCUAGGGAUUAUCUCCGAGGAAUCUGUGAUUUGAUAGCUCCUCCUUGGAGUUAGUACCUCAGAUUUUGUUCUUGGAAGCAGUGACCCCGGUAGUAAGUCUACAGAUUUCAUAUCUUGUUGCAGAGAUGCUGAAGACAAUGCCACAUGUUUUAUACUUUGCAACUUUGCUUCUGGAGUAAACUCCAAAGGUUUCUCACCUUGUCGCUGUGAUUCUGGAGACAAACUUGAAAAUUUAACACUACGCACCAUGGGUCCUGGCAUGAACUUCUUAGUUGGCUCUGGUGCCAACACUGUUGGUUUCAUACUUUGCCAUCCUGAAGUCAACUCUUGGCAAUUCAUACCUUGAUGUGGGGACCCUGGUGUCAACCCCACCGAUUUCACAUCUUGAAAACAUAGUUCCGGUGCAAAGACCUCAGAAUUAACACUUGGUGACCUUAGGCAUGAGGGAAACCCUGAAGAAUUAGCACUCGGAGGCUGUAGCUGUAGCUUUGACUUCAAAGAUGUCACAUCUUGAGAACAUGGCUCUGAUUCAAACACCAUAGAUUUCUGCCUGAGGCAAGAAAUCAAAUCCUUAGAAUUUACAUCUUGAGGUUGUGGCCCUGGAUUCAACGCCAGAGAUUUCACAUCUUGAAAACACACCUUUGGUGCAAACACCACAGAUCUCUCACUGUGCUGCCUGAGGUGUGAGGGCAACUCCCCAGAAUUCAUACCUUGAGCAUGUGGCCCUGGAUUUAACGCCACAGGUUUCACUUUUGUAAAACAUGGCUCUACUGCAAACAUCUCACAUUUCAAGUCCUGCAGCUCAGAGCCUGAAGCCAGUUUCACAGAAUUUCCACCACAAGACACUGGCUCUUUGUUGGUCUUCACAGACUUUACAUCUUCAAGCAGUGGCUUUGGUAAAAAUAACACAGAUUUCAUACCAUUCAGCGAAGAGCCUAAAGUGAACACUGAGUACACAACUUGUUGCUGGGACCCACAGUGAUUCUCCAAAAACUGGAUUUCUGGAAACUUUGUCCCUGGAAUUAACUCAGAAGAUUUUACACCUUGCAAAUGUGGUCCAGGGCUGAACAGAAUAGAUUUUGUACCUUGAUAUUGUGACGUAGGAUCCAAGUCAGAGGGUUUCAUGCCUUGCAUCUCUGGGUCUGGAUUAAACUUUAUAGCAUUUAUGCAUUGAAGUUCUGACCCCAAAUUCAAAUCAGAAGAAUUCACACCUUGCAGCUCUGGGCCACAGUUUAAUUCUUGUGAUGUUAUACCUUGAAACUUUGUCCCUGGACUCAAUUCGCGUUUCACAUUUUGUAAAUGUUGCACAGGGUCGAACAUAAGAGAUUUUAUACCUAGAACUUCUGACCCCAGAUUCAAAUCCAAAGAUCCCAUACCUUGACAUUUAACCCCUGAAGUCAACUCAAAAGACUGUAUACCUUGCAAAGGUGGCCCAAGUUCAUACCCCAUAGAAUUAGCACAUUGUACUUUCGGCUCUGGAUCCAACUUCAAAGAAUUUACACACUUCGUCUGUGGCCCGGGGUUGCAUUCCAUAGGUGCUACAGCAAGAAACUUUGACCCUGGAAACAAUUCGGAUUUCAAAUCUUGCAAAUGUGGAUCAGGGUUGAACACCAUAGUUGUCUCCCUAGGGGUCUCUGACCUCAACUCAGAAUACUUUGUACCUUGAAGUUUGGAAACUGAAGUUAAUUCAGAAGGGUUUAUACCUUGCAAGGGUGGCUCAGAUUUGCAUUUAACAGAAUUUACACACUGAAGUUUUGGUUUUGAAAUAAAUGCAGAAGAAUUCACAUCCUGCAAAGGUGGCCCAGGGCAGAACACCUGGGGUUUUAUACCUCGAGGCUCUGAUCCAGAAUUCAACUCAGAUUUUACACCAUUCAAUGGUGGUCCGGUACUGAAUGCCCUAACAUUUCUACACUGAAGCUGUGGGGCUAGAUUAAAUUCAGAGGAUUUCCUACCUUGUAAUUUAGGAUGAUGCUUCGUUUCCAGAACUGGCUCAUAUGGAAGCUUCCUGUCUGUGCACAACUCAGGUUUUAUCUCUUGUAACUGUGGCCCUGGAUUGAACUUGAAGGAUGGCAUACCUUGAAGCUUUGAUCCCUGGCAUAACUCAGAGGAUUUAACAUCUUGCCACUGUUGCUCAGGAUUGGAUUCCUCAGAUUUCACAUCUUGGAGCUUUGUCUCUUUGCACAAUUCUGAAGAUUUUAUAUGUUGCCAAUGUGGUCCAGGGUUGUACAGCACAAAUUUCACACUUUGAAGCUCUGGCCAUGGUUUCAACGUACAAGACUUCUCU
Molecule: messenger RNA, 10411 nt
Organism: Mustela lutreola (European mink)
Lineage: Eukaryota; Metazoa; Chordata; Mammalia; Carnivora; Mustelidae
Product: intraflagellar transport protein 172 homolog
Exons: 8
Coding region: 871-1653 (260 amino acids)
Biological process (GO): intraciliary transport
Cellular component (GO): axoneme; intraciliary transport particle B; ciliary basal body
Molecular function (GO): protein binding
Source: RefSeq, a predicted model, not a curated record